Molecule: messenger RNA, 894 nt
Organism: Felis catus (domestic cat)
Lineage: Eukaryota; Metazoa; Chordata; Mammalia; Carnivora; Felidae
Product: 14-3-3 protein zeta/delta-like
Exons: 1
Coding region: 44-775 (243 amino acids)
Biological process (GO): signal transduction
Cellular component (GO): cytoplasm
Source: RefSeq, a predicted model, not a curated record
AGUCUGUCCGCCACCACCCACUCUGGACACAGAACAUCCAGUCAUGGAUAAAAAUGAGCUGGUGCAGAAGGCCAAGCUGGCCGAGCAGGCUGAGCGAUAUGAUGACAUGGCAGCCUGCAUGAAGUCUGUAACUGAGCAAGGAGCUGAAUUAUCCAAUGAGAGGAAACUUCUCUCAGUUGCUUAUAAAAAUGUUGUAGGAGCCCGCAGGUCAUCUUGGAGGGUCGUCUCGAGUAUUGAGCAAAAGAUGGAAGGGGCUGAGAAAAAACAGCAGAUGGCUCGAGAAUACAGAGAAAAAAUUGAGACCGAGCUCAGAGAGAUCUGCAAUGAUGUACUGUCUCUUUUGGAAAAGUUUUUGAUCCCCAAUGCUUCACAAGCAGAGAGAAAAGUCUUCUAUUUGAAAAUGAAAGGAGACUACUAUUGUUACUUGGCUGAGGUUGCUGCUGGUGAUGACAAGAAAGGGAUUGUGGAUCAGUCACAACAAGCAUACCAAGAAGCUUUUGAGAUCAGCAAAAAGGAAAUGCAACCAACACACCCUAUCAGUUUGGGUCUGGCCCUUAACUUCUCUGUGUUCUAUUAUGAGAUUCUGAACUCCCCAGAGAAAGCCUGCUCUCUUGCAAAGACAGCUUUUGAUGAAGCCAUUGCUGAACUCGAUACAUUAAGUGAAGAGUCCUACAAAGACAGCACACUAGUAAUGCAAUUACUGAGAGACAACUUGACAUUGUGGACAUCGGAUACCCAAGGAGAUGAAGCUGAAGCAGAAGGAGGGGAAAAUUAACCAGCCUUCCAACUUUUGUCUGCCUUAUUCUAAAAUUUACACAGUAGACCAUUUGUCAUCCAUGCUGUCCCACAAAUAGUAUUUUGUUUACGAUUUAUGACAGGUUUAUGUUACUUCUA